AGUUCUCUGACUUUCGUUUGUAUGGUUAGACGUGUGUGUUCCUCAUAGCUACAGCCAAUUUUAAAACUCACAUAGGCUUUGCAUAAGUUGAUAGGAGCCAAAAAUGUUGCAGCCACGCAAAACCAACAGCAUAUUGGAUCGACGUUUAAAAAAUGUCCGCUCACUUAAUUACAGAAGUGGAAUGUUAUAUUUCGGCUUUUACCAUACAAACUUGAGCCUUGCUCUGUUAACAACACUCAUUUUAGCUAUGGUCCCUAUUGAAGCUUCACAGUCAACCAGUCACCCUUAUCUAGUGAGUCCGACACCAACUUUGGCAGCGAUAGCCUCUGAUGAUAUAACUACUGUUCUCUUGGUAAAUAAUGAAUCAGGACAUCUUGGCGAUAGUCAUGGACGGUUUUUGACGGUACGCCCAGAAUUAGGUGUUUUGACUUCAACAGCUAGGACAUUUAUUCAGGAUGGAAUAACAACAGAAUUUGCUACUAAGAUUGUUGGGACUACUUUAAAUAACGGUCGCCUUUACGCACAAUAUCUCAAAAAGAGUUCGAGAAUUCUUUAUCAAAACGAACAUCUAGCACCAUCUGUGGUUACUAGUUGGGUAGGUGAAGAAGAUUCUCAGCAAACGCCACUAUAUUUACAAAGUCACAAUGAUCUCUUUAACUCGGAUGACAUUGACUGGCAGGAUAUCGACGAUAGCCUAGGUGUUCAUCGAGGCGAGUUUGUUGGUAACACCGACUUUGUAAGCUAUCAAAGCACAAUACUUAAAGACUCAAGGGUUCCUGCUUAUCAAGAUAAUGAACGUCUAACAUCUCUACACGCUGUAGGUAGCAAUAAUGAUACAUUGAAGUUUGACUCAAAAAGGACAGACGAAAUCAAAAAGAUUGUUGAUAAUAAGGUCUUAUCAAUUGAAUUUUUGGAAACAUUUACUGUUAAAAGCAAUAUUGGUCAUUUUGAAAAUUCUGCGUUCAAUCAAGUCACAAGCGACUUAUAUGCUCCUAGAGAAGAAAGAAAAUACGGACCAAAAAAAUCCAUUGAUUCACGUUCUGAAAAAAAUAUUAAAGCCCAAGAGCAUCGAACUGGCCACCAACAAUUCUUAGCUACUGUAACUUACUAUGGAUUUGCAGAGUUUACUACAAUUGUUGGAGAUAGUGUCAUUGUUUUUUCGCCCAGUACCAUUCAGAGCAGCAUGCAUUUUGGACACGUUACUUCGAUAAAGGGCAGCCCCACUUUACAACCCGAAUCACUGAGUAAUCUGUCAACAGCUAACACGGCGGAAAAAAUCGAAGUUUUAAGCACAAGGUCAAGUCUUGGAUUAGAUAUUAGCGAAAGUGCGAAUGAUAAGGAGAGUCAUUCCAACAACUUUUCAACUCCAGAGUCAAACAUUUUGCAAACAGAAAAAUUCAGCAAUAUAUUAUCAGUUGAGGUGGAAUCUAGUAAAGUUUUUUCUCAAGAAAUCCUUCCAUUGAUUUCCACAGAAAUUAAGGACCUUAAAUCAGCUUCAAUUGAUUCUAUUCAUGGUUUGGAAAAACCAAAAAGUCACAUUGAACCAAAUAUUCAAAAGCAGGAAGGGGCUACAACUAUAUAUAUUGAUGAUGAUCCUUUCACCAGUUUCGUAAAGCUAAAUGAUUCAUCAAGCUUAAAAUUAAAUUCAUCUGUCCAAGAAAAAACUUUUCAAUAUAUUGAAACAUCUGAAAGUAAAAAAACAGUUGACAUUUUGACUUAUCAAACAAUUCCGGCUAUUAUUAAUAACAAGAACGACAGUGUGGGUAGUAAACCAGUCGUUGGGACGAGUAAUGAUAAUGACAAUAAUUCCAUUAAACUAUGCAACCAUACAACGUCACAAGUUUUUCUUACUCAGAUGCCUAAGUUACUUAAUAUAAGCAAAGAGAAUAGCAUUGCUAUCGACGCCAACCCACUUUUCGCCUAUGACAUUGUAGAAACAACUAAAUACUAUUGCAUACAAGCUUCACAACCGGAACAAAAGAAUGAAUUAAAUAGCGAUAUUGUAGACCACGAGUCUGUUACAGAAAAAUAUAAAGAAUUAAUGUCGACAGAGUUUAUAGAUGAUGUAGAUGAAACUACAGCUCGAGAUUCAGAGGACUAUGAUGUGACUACAGAAAAUGAAUAUGAAAUCGAUGAUGAUGACUACGACAGUGUUAUUAAUGACGCUGAUUUAGUAUAUAAAACUCUAUAUACAACUUAUACAUAUUUAACAACAUUCUUUGAAGGCUCUCGCACUACGAUAUCUAGCCACACUGAGGUCUUAACAAAUAUCAUUUCCUCGACAAUUGGGAGUUAUGGUGAAGCGAAAUCGAGCACCUUAGGUUAUUUUGAAGAGAACAAGAAUAUUGAAAGUACAAUUCGACAGGAUGACCAUAAAGCUGUAGCUUUAGCGUCUAAGUAUACUAUACCUAUUGAAAUUGUUAGCCUAUUAACUGAGGAAAGUAAAAAAAAUAUUGCUGAAAAUAAAACUACUGAUAAGAUAAUAACUUCUUUUAUGGAAGACUUAAAAUAUAGUAAAACCUUAUUCACCACAUAUACAUAUUAUACAUCUAUUUUUACUGAUAACGACACUGAAGUACAAUCACGAACAGAGGUGGUCACAAAUUAUGUUACAACAACCAGCGAUCCCCAAGCCACUAACCAGAAUUUUGUAACAUCAGAGGUUCUUUCAGCCCAGCACGAAAUCGAAAAAAAGGAACAUAUGCCUUUUGAAAAAGAAGUUAAUUCCAGUAGAUUAAGUGACGCGCGUCCAGGUACUUUUAUUAAAACAAAUUCGCUUGAUGACCAAAUAAGCUCGGAAAGUAACACGGAGGAGAUCAUACCAUCAGCAACUUUUCUUCUUCAAACAAGUUUUACAACAUUUACCUUUUAUACAACCAUGUAUGUCGGCGAUGACACAAGUAUAAUCAGUCGUCUUGAGACAGUAACAAACGUAGCUACUGAAACUUUGCAACCUACAAAAAUAGAAAAUUUAGAGGAGUCUUCGUUUCCUAUUACUUAUUUUACAACAUUUACUUAUUGGACUAAGUUAGCUAAAGAUGGUGAGAUUACUACACUAAGCAGAGAGGAAACAUUGUCCAAUGUUAUUCAACCCACAAAUAUGACAGUAAUAGCUGUUGACGAAUCGUCAAGGACAGCAGAAAAAACAUCAUCGAGUGACAUCGAAACGCAGACCCAUUUGAAUUCUGAAAGCGGUAGUAUUUCCUCUUUGACUGAUCCAAGCUUUCGAUCUGACAUUACCACAUAUUACACUACAUAUACCUAUUAUACUACUUCAUAUAAAGUAAAUAUGACAAUUAUCGAUUCACGUUUAGAGACCCUUACUAACGUAGUGACAUCCGGAGAAGACCCUACUUUAACUCAAGCCACUUUGGAUAUAAUGAUUAAACCUAGUCAGCCUGUUACUGGAGAAGAAUAUCAAAUUAUAACUAAUACACCGAAUAUUGUUCUAUACGAUUAUAAACAAAUAAUAGAUGCGGAAGAAGUAAGCACUUUGUAUUUUACAACCGAAAUUAUAUCUUCACUAAAUAGUGAGGGACAUGAAACGGAAAUAACUAGUAGCACCUCAAGGUUGCACAUUGACGAAUCCAAGAAGUCUAUUUUGGCCACCAUCUUAGGUAAUAUAUCGGAUGAAAGCAUAUCUAGCAAUAAAUUGUAUAAGACAGGGUUAGUAAGGCUUAUUGAAGGCAAACGCAUUCAAAAUAGUACAACUACGUUAUACCAAUCAAAAGUUAUUGGUACUGUCAUAGACAAUCGAUAUGCGCAGAUAAUAGAGAGUACAUCAAGCUUUUUUUUUGAAAACUCAAAGUCUAACGAUAAUUUGCUCCCGACAACCGUUCAAAACAAUUUUAUGGCAACCCAAGACAUGAAUUCAAUUGAAAUGAAAUCUUUGAAAAAUGAAAAUGAUAACGAAACAUUUUCUUUAAAAGACGAAAAAAACUCAAAAGAAGAAUUAGAUAUUGACGUAGAUGAGUUGACGACACCACAUACAACGAAGAGGCCAUUCGCUCCUGUAAUAAGGCCGUUUGCUUCAAGAAAUAGGCCUUCAUUCGCACCAAAACAGAAAACAGUACUUCCAAGUAGCGCGACAAUAAUAACAAGAUCGGACAUCACACCGACUAUUACGGCAACACCUGCUUUAAAAUCAGUUGGUAGAUACAGCUCGUCGCGACGGGGUGUGAUAUCCAAUGUACCAACUAAUCCCAACGAGUCAAAUUUAAGCCAGGGUCAGUCAUCGAGGCGCCUUUUCGGACGACCAACCAAGUCAUUGACUAGUUUAACAGAUACGACUGGAACUCAACAGACCAGCAUUGGAUUUUCACCAUCGAAAAACCGUUUCGCGUCUUCUUCACGCUCAUUAGUGAGUUCCAGGCGACCCAAUAUAAAUGUAAAUUAUCGGUCAUCAAAUGUUCCUGGUUUUCGUGGGUCUGGAAUAAUACCCAGCUCGAGGCUCCGCAUAAAGCCAACUAACUCAGGAUUGCUACCAAGCGAUAGGUUGACACAAUCCAUAACAUUCGCCAAAGAGCUAAGUUCAGAAAGUAGUGGCGAAGAGGAGAGUUCAACAGAUGAAGUUAACGAAGAGGAAGAAAGUACCAGACGUAAUAACAACCCUCUACUGCGGUUUCGUCGGCCUAUAAAUGGUCCCAUUGGAUUUACUCCUGUAAUAAGACAAAGUACUGGCAGUUCUUCAGCAGUUUCUCUCAGACGAAACCCAUUAUCACCCCGAUCAAAAAUCUCGACCACAACAAGCAGCACAACUACAACGACGGUCAAACCCCGUCCUCGAAGCUUUCAGAGACCAGUUGUCCUUCAGCCAAGAUCGAGACCACAAAACACACUUUUUCCACCACGAGGACUUUUCCAAAGUGUCCAGAAAGAAGAAAGUCUGAAGUCCAACGAUAGUGCUUCUGAAGAAUAUGAAGACGAUGAUGAAAAUAACGCCGAAGACGACUUGCAAGAAAAUGUUCAUCGUAGUAAGCGGUCUAUCCGAUUUUCAUCUAGCCCUGGAAUUCAAAAAAGAGUACGUCGGCAAACAGAUACAGUUAACAGAAGUAGAUUUCGAUUUCGUCGGCAAAACCAAACAGCGACUUUUACAAAAGAAUCAAAGCUCUUGGGCUCUGAUGAUCGUACUGAAACCACAUCAACUCCCCGUGAAAAAUCCAGCUCACGAUUCGGAUCAAGAUUUCAUUCUCCACAGGGACAGCAACUAAACACGCAUACAACACUGUUAGACUCAACGACAGCCCCCAGUCAUAGAUCGAUUCGUCCGACUAGGCCAACAACGAAACGUUCUCAGUUUACGCUUAGAGAGAAAGACGCUACUUCAAAAAGCACUUCACGUGCAAGUUCAACUAAUAACUUCCGACGUCAACCGACAACCGUAAAUGCUUCAAUAAGGCGUCCUGUAGUUCCAAAUACAGGAAAUUCAAACAGCCGAAGGCUAAAGAGCUUUGUUAGCUAUAACAACAAAAAUAAUGGAGACCACGGGCGACUUUCAAGUACUCCGCGAUCCCGAAACUCAAACUCUAAUACAUUGAAUAGAGGAAGAGGUCGUGGCCGAAAUCGGAACGAAUACUCCUCUGACUUGCAGUCCAAUGAACAUGAAGUUCAAACUAUUACAGUUACCCAUUUUUUACCUUCUGAAGUUACGGUACCAGUAGUUAGCGGACAUAUAACUGAGUACAAAAAUAUUGUCACAGCAAAAACGAGCACAGAGCUUGUGGGCCCAAAUCAGUAUAUGCAAGUGCUAGGGACAAACGGAUUAAGUUCUAUUUACUUAAAUCGAAUGGUAUCCAGUGUAAAUAUUGCUGGUGCCACAGAGCAUACAAAAUAUCUGUUGCAUGAAUCUAUCACAAGCUCUGUAAUUUUUACACCAACCACAAUCCGCGGCAGAAAGACGUCCUUUUCACAUAUUAUUCCAUCUACAGCGUAUUCCGUAGAGUACCUAGUAACUACACUACAGCCUCAAAUUUCUGAUAAUGCACCGCUUGCUAACAUAUUGCUAUCCCAGCUACUUUUGGGAAAUUUAAACUUACCUGCCCAUCCAAUAAUAGGUGCUGUUGGGCAGCAGCCAGGUGCUGCAUCGGCUGUAAUACCCACAUCUGUUGAGCCUGUAACUGAAUAUCGCACCCACACUUCCACAUAUGUAACUACAAUCUUUGAUGGGAAAUCCACCAUUCUUCCGGUGACAUUUCAAGGAAAAAAGAUUCUCACUACUGUCUAUGACACUACUGCACAGACAAUAACAGCUACAGAAUAUAGUGUGGAUACCAUAGUGAACACUGUCCCAUUCGCUCAGAACAUACAGUCCGUUGCACCGGCUGCACAGGUAAAUAAUUUAUUGUUGCAACAGUUACUUAUUCAGCAACAGCAGGAGUCUUUAUCACUGGCUCAAGCAAUAUCGAACACUUUACCACCACAAAUAUUUUUGAGUGACAAUCUGCAGGACCUGAACGAUGUUUCACGGUCAUCAAUAACAUCUGAUGUCAUCGAUAAUGUAGGAUAUGAUUCGGAUGUUGUGCCAAUCAGCAAUGACUCUCAGCUUACAAAAAGCCACCGAAAAAAGUCACGAAAAACAAGCAGUGGGAAUAAGCGCAGUAAACAAAGUCAUACAGCUGCGGAAAAACAAGAUCCAAAUGUAGUAACACUUUAUGUAUCGGGCCGAAGACCAGGCGAGUUUAGUACUGUUUUGUCAACCGUAGGAAGCGAGUAUGAUCACUCAGUUUCUUUGCAAAAGAGGCAAGUAAUUUUAAAAAUUCAGCCAACCGUCACUUCGACAGCCAAAAAUGAUUAUUUGUAUUAUACCGAUGAGAGCGAAAAUGUAGAAGAAGAUGAUAUUUCUCUUCCAAAAGAUCAAAAAGGUUUUUCGACGGUUGAAGUAGGAUUUAACGACUUGAGCGAUCGGACGGCAUCUUUAGAAAGCAUUGUUGGUAAUGUAGAUCUUUGGUAUGCAAACUCGAGUGGACAAUUCGAACUGUCGUCGACAAUCAAUUCAAUAGGAAUCUAAUUCCUUACAUUAAAUUAUUUUGUUAUGGCAUUCCCAAAAGCAUAUAAGGAUGAUUAUUAAAUCUGUAUAAAAGCGAAUUAAGACCAUCCCCUUUGGAAGAUGUCCGAUUACUAGUCAGUGAUUAAAAAAUUUUCAACAGGAAUCUUCUUCAAUACUCAACUAUGCAAAGACAAGAAUACACCAUUGCAAUUUUAAAACUAUCAAAACCAUUAAAUUUGCUUUUUUAAUUCUUAAUGUUCAUAAUCUAUAAAUUUACUAAAUUCAAUCUAAACAAUAAAUUAAUUAUAUUAAAUGAAUCGACAGAAAAAUAUACAUAUCCACGAAGCUUGUAUGCGCUAGCGUAAUUAUUCGCAUUAUUUUGACUAUCACAUUGAAGUGUACAAUUAAGCCAACUCAAGUUCACAGCAUGUGUUCACAUAUUGUGUUAAGUUAAGAUUAAAAUGACACAAAUGUUAACAUUUUACCAAUAUACAAUAUAAAUCUUUUACCAAAAUGA
This is a messenger RNA of Drosophila rhopaloa, 7502 nucleotides long. Its product is annotated as serine-rich adhesin for platelets. Lineage: Eukaryota; Metazoa; Arthropoda; Insecta; Diptera; Drosophilidae. The transcript has 4 exons. The record is from RefSeq and is a predicted model, not a curated record. Bases 104 to 7006 code for a protein of 2300 amino acids.